This is a messenger RNA of Hypanus sabinus (Atlantic stingray), 4428 nucleotides long. Its product is annotated as tubulin beta chain-like. The transcript has 4 exons. The record is from RefSeq and is a predicted model, not a curated record. Gene Ontology annotation, molecular function: structural constituent of cytoskeleton; GTP binding; GTPase activity. The coding region runs from base 3092 to 4297 and encodes 401 amino acids. NCBI's taxonomy places the organism in Eukaryota, Metazoa, Chordata, Chondrichthyes, Myliobatiformes, Dasyatidae. Gene Ontology annotation, cellular component: cytoplasm; microtubule. Gene Ontology annotation, biological process: mitotic cell cycle; microtubule cytoskeleton organization.
UUCGCUUAAAUCUGUCUGACAGCAUGAGGGAGAUUGUGCACAUUCAGGCCGGUCAAUGCGGGAACCAGAUCGGGGCAAAGGUGUGUAGCGUGGCCGCAGAGAGCCGAUAACAGAAUCGGGCGAGCGUCGGCCACCUCAGUCCUCCCCCGCCCCCCUUUCCCGCCACUUGGGCAGGACUGCGCUAACGCAUGCGCAGUUAAAUCGGCCGCUACGCAGGCGCAGUUGGCCGGUGUCUGGCCUAGCUGUUGUGUGUUGUUCAUGUGGUGAUUGAUGCACGAUGGGAUUCUACCUGUUGAUGCGUAGUCAUGAUCGCCUGUUUUUAUGCGUGUGUGUUUGAGAGGGUAUAAUCGUUUGGGCGGGAUAAAGGAAGCUGACCUGGGGCUGGGGACCUUGCUCAUCUGGGUACAAGUCCAAACACUAGGAGUCCUGGCAGAUUCUCUACUUUCCUCUGCCAAACAUCCAAAGUUACCGCGGCAGUCAUGCUUCAGUCGGAAUAGAACUGUGCAGCAACUUUUUCCAUCGCACACCAAACAUACGUCCUCCAGUAGGUGAUAUUUCCUCCCUGGGAAAGAAGCUCUGGUGUUCUACCCUAUAUCUGUUUUUAAAACUUCUGUCAUGUCUCCACUCAGCCGCUGAUGCUCGAGAGAAAGCAAUCCAAGUAUGUACAACCUCUCCUUAUUGCUAAUGCUGUAAUCGAAGCAACAUCAGCUCCGUCCUCUUCAAAACUUCCACCUUCUGUCUGUAGCGUUGUAACUAGAAUUGCACUCAACUGUUGAAGUAGGAGUAUAAUAGGAAGUUGAGUAGGUCAUCAAUCAAUUUUACAGUCUAAUCCUCUUUCUCAAUCUCUCUGGCCAUAUUCCUUCUGUUUUUUUUUGUAUCUAGAAAUCAAUCUACCUCCAUAAAUACAUCAGUCAUACAGCACUUUGACUAGCCGGUUUGCCAACCACAUUAUGCCAAUUAUACAUCCUUUAAUAUCCAUAUUAGGUCAUUGGCCUGCUCUGCUUUGAUAGUUUUGAGGUUCCCAACCUGGGGUCUAUGGCAGAAAAAAGGUUGGGAACUCCUGGUCUAAAUGCUUUUUAAAUGCAGGAAUAUCUGCUCUGCCUCCACUUACUCUUAAGGCGCUGCAUUCCAAAUUGCAACUGCUCUUAAAAUAGUUCUCUAAAUCUUCUACCAUGGGAAAAUGAUUCUUAAUAUUUACCUUUCAUAAUUGUGAGCGGUGCUGGUAGGCCACUCCAGGGAAAUCAACCAGCCUAUUCAGGCAACUGGUAACUGGAAAACCUUCCCCAGGCAAUACCCUGGUGAAUCUCUUCUGCGCCCUCUCCAGUGUAAUAUCAUCCCUUCGAUAGUAUGUUGAUAAAAAGUGCAUACAAAGCACAAAGCUGGGCCCCACCAAUGUUUUAUAAAGAUGUUAAAUGAUGUCCCAGCUCUUACAUCAAGCCAUUUGAUAUUCCUUCCGCUACCCCCACCCUCUCAUUCUGGUUUCUGCCCUCACCCUUUCCAGUCCUGAUGAAAAGUCUCAGCCUGAAACAUCAACUCUCUGUUAUCCAUCACAGGUGCUGCCUGACUUGCUGAUUUCCUCCAGCAUUUGUGCCAGUUGCUCAAGAUUUCCCACGUUUGCAGAAUCUCUUGUGUUCCAAAUUGUUAAACAUUGCUUUCCAUUGAAAUAGAAAAAUCUGUUCUAACGUUGAGUGUCUUUAAAAUAACAUUAUGAUGGUGCAAGAUGGCAGACAGCCACAAAGACCAUAGCAAGAAGGUCAGAUGGCAGUGCUGACUUAUGAAGACUGGCAAAUGAAUGACGGGAUGGCUAAGUCUCAGGAAACUGAAAUACUGUACUAGCUUGGAAGCAGUGGACACCCACUGUGCCGUGUGUGGGUUCUAGUCAAAACAGGAGCAGAGCUGAAGAUGACGUUGUGUGCCUCCACAGAGAAAGAUUGCAGAUAUGAGGAUUCUGCAUCUGCCAUUUUGUCUAUAGAUUAGGGAUUUGAAAGUAGACGUACGAGUGGUGAUUGAUAAGUUUGUGGCCUAAGGUAGAAGGAGUCUAUUUUAGAAAACCUAGCACAUUUAUUUUUCAGCAUAGUCCCCGCUUACAUUUACACACUUAGUCCAGCGGUCGUGGAGCAUACAGAUCUUGGACCUCCAGAAAGUGUCCACAGAUAGGUGAUUGAUAAGUUUGUGGCCUAAGGUAGAAGGAGAUAAGUUAUACAGCUUUCGUUACGUGCACAUGCAGGGCAACUGUUUGAGUGGUUAUGCAGAAAGUUUGAAGUUAAUAACUCAUCUCCUUCUACCUUAUGCCUCAAACAUAUCAAUCGCCCCUUGUAUUUACAACAGUGUGUAACUUGAUGGGGAACCUGUGAGUGAUGGUUUGCCUAUGUAGUAUCUGCCCUUGUCCUUCCUAAUGGCAAAGGUAGUGUCUUGGGAGGUACUGUAAGAGUAAGCCUGAACCUAAGGCAACAUCCAUGAUGUUGAUUGUGGAUGUUGCACCCUAGCUGUCUACUUUAUUGGUGCAGCAGCAUCAGUCAAUACACAAGCCAGGGCAGUAUGAUACGGAGAGCAAGCUGUUGCACAUGCAGCAGGCCUCCCCCUCUCCACACAGCUAAGGAAUGACAGAGACCGAUACAGUUUGGCACCAGUGGCGUCACAGGAGUUGUCAGUCAGCAUUGAACUCAAAGUAGGACUGCCUUAAGGACUCCAGUUCCAGAUUUUUCCCUUGGAGUUUACUCCUGAAGCCUUCCCCAUGAACGUGUGUAUAAAGUUCUUAAGAUUGUUAGAGUGAGGGCGGGGACAGGGUGAAGUAUCAAUUAAAUGCUCCCAAUGACAUGAGCCUCAAAUAGCGUCUGACAACCAAGUUCAGCUCAUAGUCUUCGAAUGUCGCUUAGCUUCAAAGCCUGCCGGAACCAUUUGUACUGACAGGAGAAGUAGCAAAGUGGGUUGCUGGCACUUUAAACGCUUUGGGCAAACGAGGCUCAUCAGACGUGGCUGGCAGCUCAUCUCGGAGAAGGAAAACUGAUCUCAAGCAUCUGCUGCCUUGAGGCUAUAAUGUAAGAAGUUCUGGGAAGUCAUCAGUGAUGAGCAUGGGAUUGACCCCACAGGAAUGUACCGUGGAGAGAGUGAUCUGCAGCUUGAGAGGAUAAAUGUCUAUUACAAUGAGGCAACAGGUGGUAGAUUUGUGCCACGUGCUAUUCUUGUGGACCUGGAACCUGGUACAAUGGACUCUGUUCGUUCUGGACCUUUUGGGCAGAUAUUCAGACCUGAUAACUUUGUAUUUGGACGUAGUGGUGCCUCUAACAACUGGGCCAAAGGUCACUACACUGAAGGAGCUGAAUUAGCUGACUCUAUAAUGGAUGUGGUGCGGAAGGAGGCCGAGGGAUGUGACUGUCUCCAGGGAUUUCAGCUCACUCAUUCACUGGGUGGUGGUAGUGGCGCUGGCAUGGGCACUCUCAUCCUUAACAAGAUUCGUGAAGAAUACCCUGACAGAAUGAUGCUGUCUUUCAGUGUUAUUCCUUCACCCAAGGUAUCAGAUGUUGUGGUUGAACCCUAUAAUGCUAUCCUGUCAAUUCACCAGCUCAUUGAGAAUACAGAUGAGACAUUUUGUAUUGAUAACGAAGCUCUACAUGAUAUUUGUUUCCGAACUCUCAAGCUUACUUCUCCCACUUACGGUGACAUGAACCAUUUGAUAUCAGCCACCAUGAGUGGUGUAACGACCUGUCUGCGUUUCCCUGGUCAGCUUAAUGCUGACCUCCGUAAACUAGCAGUGAACAUGGUCCCCUUCCCCCGCCUGCAUUUUUUUGUGCCUGGCUUUGUUCCUCUGACCAGCCGUGGUAGCCAGCAGUACCGUGCCCUCUCCGUACCCGAGCUAACCAAGCAGAUGUUUGACGCUAAAAACUUGAUGGCUGCCUGUGACCCUCGGCACGGCCGCUACCUGACCGUCGCCGCCGUUUUCCGGGGCCGCAUGUCCAUGAAAGAGGUGGAUGAACAAAUGCUGAACGUGCAGAAUAAAAACAGCUCCUAUUUUGUGGAGUGGAUUCCAAACAACGUCAAGACUGCUGUGUGUGACAUCCCACCCCGAGGACUCAGGAUGGCAGCCACCUUCAUUGGCAACACAACAGCCAUCCAGGAGCUGUUCAAGCGCAUUGGUGAGCAGUUUUCUGCCAUGUUUCGCAGGAAAGCCUUUCUUCACUGGUACACAGGUGAGGGCAUGGACGAGUUUGAAUUCACUGAGGCUGAGGCUGACAUGCUUGACCUGAUAACUGAAUAUCAAUAUUACCAGGAGGUUAGCAUUCACGAUGACGAUGAUUAGGAGCCCUGAAUGUCAAUUGUGAGAUUCUAACUCUUAACAGGGAGGCCCGAUUUUUUUCUCCUGCACUGUGCACAUCAUCUAAUUUCAAUGCCGUGUGAACUGGCUGAUGGCCAGUACUUGAUUAAAGAUGG